AAUCUGCGGUACCAGUAAUAGCAGCAGCAGCAGCAGUAGCAGUAGUGAUAGCAGCAGUGAGUUGUUGUUGUUGUUGUUGCUACCAAGUGCUCGUCUCGGAUGAGAUGUGUGACUCGAGACGCGGAUGGUGGGGACGAAACAACAAAGUGUUAUUUUUUAUAAUCUUACGCGCGCGGAUAGGUAGGUAGGUGCCAGCGGUGGUCCGCUGGCAGUUUGAUCGCAACCGUUCAAGGUCACCGGUUCGCCGAGUGGUUAAGGUUAAGCGUUUUACAACACACGGACAUGAUGUCAUAGUGACAUCACACGCCUCGCAACCAGUCGUGUUGUGUUCCGAACGCGCGCAACCGUGUGGUACGCGUACGACGCCGUCUUGUCCGAAGCGCACACAGACACCGCCACCACUACUACGCCCACGCGCGUUUCCGGCCGGAUCCGAGUCGAGAGUUUUCCCUCCCUUUCCCGUUUUCCCCUGACCGCCGUCCGCCGCCCUUCCCUGCAGCACGUAGUUGUUGCAGCCGCAAGUUCAGGGCGCACUGACCACACAGGUAGGUCGUGGCCGCAGCACCAGCAGCUUCAGUGUCGCGCAUCGUAUGAUAACACAAUCGCGUGCCGGACAACACCUGUGGAUCGUCGGUUCGGCGGAGUGCGCGCGUUGUCCGUCCCGCCCCGGGCCGAAUUUCGGUGGCCGACUCGACGCUGGGACACUUACGCCGCAGUAGCUGGACAUCACGAUUAUUAAAAAGUUUGAAGUAUCUGUACUAUGUGAUAUUCGAACUCGUGUAAGGACCGACCACCAUCUCCAUUAGCAGACGAUCGGUGUUGCUGUUGUUACCAUCGUCGUUGACUUCGGUGGAGAACACACGAUCUCCGUCGUCGUCGAUAAGACCAACAGAAUUCCAAGAAGUAGCGAACGACGCCGUUCAGCGGACUCGAACGCCGCUGCCGCCACCAUGGGACGCAAGAAAAUACAAAUAUCACGGAUCACGGACGAACGAAAUCGCCAGGUGACUUUUAAUAAAAGAAAAUUUGGAGUUAUGAAAAAAGCAUAUGAACUGAGUGUGUUAUGCGAUUGCGAAAUCGCCCUCAUUAUAUUCAGCAGCUCUAAUAAAUUGUAUCAAUAUGCUAGUACAGACAUGGAUAAAGUAUUGCUCAAAUACACAGAGUACAAUGAACCACAUGAAUCGCUCACAAACAAGAAUAUCAUUGAACAAUUAAACAAGAAAGAAUUAAAAGGUGGAACUUUAAGUCCAGAAAGCCCUGAUGAAAGUUGUGAUGGUACUCAAGGACCAUAUCAACUUACACCUCGAACUGAAGCAAAAUACAGUAAAAUUGAUGAAGAAUUCCAACUAUUAAUGCAACAUCAACGAAUGGCCAGGAAUAAUGUUGGUGCUAAUUAUUCGCUUCCUACCACUAUGCCUGUGAACAACAUGUAUAAUGAAUCUGGGAAUUUACAACUGCAACAUAAUUCUAGCCCUAGACCUCCAUCUUCUUCUGAUGCUGAUUCUGUUUACCCUCCUAGUAGUAUGUUGGAAAUGAGUAAUGGAUAUCAAGAAUCUUCGCCUGCACUAGUCAAUUCACCUUCUUCUCCAGGACAACUAGUCAUGUCACCAUCACCUACACCCAAAGCCCUAAAUGCUUCUAAUAGAGCUACUCCGCCGCCUAGACAUCAUUCGCCUAGACCCAAUUUACGUAUAGUCAUGCCUAAUGCUCCUAGUCACCAUGAGGACAAUAAUGCAAACUCUAUUAAUGCGCCAACAGUCUCUUUAAAUACACCCGUAGUAGCACUUCAUACACCUGGUCUAGGUGGCUCUUCUUAUCAUGGUAUUUUUACUGAUCUUACGUCAACUGACAUGGGGCUUACAUCAGCAUUGAAUUGGUCUAAUCAAAUAGCACACAACAAUGGAAUGUCUCACUUAGGAGUACCAAAUUCACCGCCACCUUCUUCUCCAUCACCAAAUCCUGUCCGUAUUAAAAGUGAACCGAACUCUCCUCCGCAUUUACAUCACCAUACGUCUUCAACACCCUCAGGCACUGUGUCUAAUACGGUUGUUUCUCAUUCGAUCAGUCAUUUAUCUUUACCGCAUACUCAUACUUCAAUAUCAUCUCAUCACUUAUCAGCUACAGAACGUUUUAUACUAGGCGGACAGUUACCUAGUAGCCAAAGCUUGGUAGAUUCAAGGCAUGAUUUUGAAGGUGGACCACCCCCUAAAAGACUACGUGAUACUUGGCCAGCAUGACUAAAUUGUUAAGAACAGCUAACAUCACACUGCUACCUUCUCCAACGGUUAAUUUUUUUUAAACAUAAAAUAUUAUUUAUUUAUUUCUUGGACUUUAAAGCAUGACUAUUAAGCACAGAAAAACUUAUAUUAAGUAACUA
This is a messenger RNA of Sipha flava (yellow sugarcane aphid), 2377 nucleotides long. RefSeq names its product myocyte-specific enhancer factor 2-like. The record is from RefSeq and is a predicted model, not a curated record. Gene Ontology annotation, biological process: cell differentiation; positive regulation of transcription by RNA polymerase II. Gene Ontology annotation, molecular function: histone deacetylase binding; RNA polymerase II cis-regulatory region sequence-specific DNA binding; DNA-binding transcription factor activity, RNA polymerase II-specific. Lineage: Eukaryota; Metazoa; Arthropoda; Insecta; Hemiptera; Aphididae. The coding region runs from base 951 to 2237 and encodes 428 amino acids. The transcript is spliced from 10 exons.